Carya illinoinensis is the source of this 4745-nucleotide messenger RNA. RefSeq lists its product as uncharacterized. The record is from RefSeq and is a predicted model, not a curated record. The transcript is spliced from 10 exons. Bases 2681 to 4480 code for a protein of 599 amino acids. Lineage: Eukaryota; Viridiplantae; Streptophyta; Magnoliopsida; Fagales; Juglandaceae.
UGAAUCGGAUAUAUGUCCAGCUGAGGAUGCUGUUCAGGCCUUCUUAGAGUACUUGGUUGAGCCAAUGCUUCCGGCUAAAUCUUUUCUGCAGGGCACUCCAUCGCAGUCCCUACAGCAAUCAGUCGCAAAACAGUUAGGGUUUUUCUGUUUCCAGAGUUGUGGCUAUUUUCUCUAGUCUCAAGGGUUGCAGCUAGGGUUUCUUGUCUAUCAUGUCUUCUGAAAUUGGAGAUUCUCUUCUGGUUCGAUUCAAUGGAAAGAAUUAUGCUGCGUGGUCUUUUCAGUUUCAACUUUUGGUGAAAGGGAAGGAACUUUGGGGUCAUAUUAAUGGGAGUAGUGUGGCACCAGAUGACAAAGAUCAGCGGGCUUCUUGGGAAAGCAAGGAUGCUCGAGUCAUGUCUUGGAUUCUUGGAUCUGUUGAUCCCCAUAUUAUCUUGAAUUUACGCUCAUCCAAGAAUGCUUGUGAUAUGUGGAAUCAUCUCAAGCGGCUGUAUACUCAGAAUAAUGCAGCUAGGAGAUUUCAACUCGAACUAGAGAUGUCGAAUUUCUCUCAAGGAGCUCUCUCUGUGGAGGAGUUUUAUUCUGGUUUUUGUAACUUGUGGGCUGAGUAUACAGAUAUUGUAUACACAUCAAUUCCAGCAACAAGUUUGGCCGAUAUUCGAGCUGUUCAUGAAGCAAGUAUGCAGGCACAGUUUCUUAUGAAACUAAGGCCUGAAUUUGAAUUUAUUCGUGCUAAUCAGAUGAACCGAGAUCCUGUGCCUCCACUUGAUAUGUGUUUGGGAGAAAUAUUGCGAGAGGAGCAAAGAUUGAUGACUCAAACAGCCAUGGAACAAGCUACUCCAGCUCCUGUGGCAUAUGCAGCUCAAGGAAAAAUCAAAGGGAGGGAUUUGAGCACUGCUCAAUGCUAUAGUUGCAAAGGUUAUGGGCAUAUAGCUGCAAAUUGCUCUAAGAAAACUUGCAACUAUUGCAAGAAGCAAGGACAUAUCAUCAAGGAUUGCCCGAUACGUCCUCCACGUCGCCAAGAAACUGCCUAUUCAGCUGCUGCUAGGCUACUAGUGCUGCUAGUUCUACCUUGGCCACUUCCUCUCAUGUUCCAGCUUCCACUUCUCAAAAUCCCACCUCUAUUACACCAGAAAUGGUACAACAAAUGAUCAUCUCAGCUCUUUCAGCUUUUGGUAUUUCAGGUAAAACCAAAUCUGCCUCUAAACCUUGGUAUUUUGAUUCCGGUGCCACCAACCAUAUGACAAGUGCCUCUCACUCUCUUGUUAAUAUCUCACCGUAUGCUGGUCCACUAAAAAUUCACAUGGUAGAUGGUAGUGCCCUACCUAUCACUGCCAUAGGUGAUAUUUCUCCUUCCUUGAAAAAUGUUUUGUUGUCUCCUUCAUUAAAUACUAAUCUGAUUUCUAUUGGCCAAUUAGUUGACAACAAUUGUAGGGUGUCAUUCACUUCUUUUGGAUGUCUUGUACAGGAUUAGGUGACUGGGAAGAUGAUCGCGAGGGGUCCUAAAGAGGGUCGGUUGUUUCCUUUAUGUUUAGAUUCAAAAUCUGUUGAGUCAAAGUCCUUAUCUUCGUUUUCUUGUAAUGUUGGUACUUUGAGUGUGAAGGAUUGGCAUAGGCAUUUGGGCCAUCCCAAUUCUCACAUACUUCAUAAGUUGUUAUCUUCCGGUUUAAUUGGCAAUAAAUAGCUCUAUUCUCUUGAUCAAUUAAAUUUUGAUUGUGAUACAUGUAAGCUAGCUAAAAGUAAAGUUUUGCCUUUUCCUUCAAAAGGAUCUCAUGCCACUCGUGCCUUUGAUGUUAUUCAUAGUGAUGUAUGGGGUAUUGCCCCGAUUGAAUCUCAUGAUUGUUAUAAAUAUUUUGUGACGUUUAUUGAUGAUUAUACUCGUUUUACGUGGAUUUACUUUCUUUGUACUAAGAAUGAAGUAUUUCCAGUAUUCAAGCGUUUCUUGGCUUAUCUCACUAAUCAAUUUUCUGCCACUCCUAAGGUUCUUUGCUCCGAUUCAGGAGGAGAAUAUAUAUCUAAUGAGUUUCAAACGUUCCUUCAAGAUCAAGUAAUUAUUUCUCAACGUUCUUGUCCAUAUACUCCACAACAAAAUGGAGUAACUGAAAGAAAGAAUCGUCAUCUUCUUGAUAUGGUCCGGGCUCUCCUAAUUGAUUCGGAUGUGCCCUCUUGUUUUUGGUGUGAAACUUUGUUUACUGCUGUAUAUUUAAUUAAUAGAUUACUUACUCCAGUAUUAGACUAUGUUUCUCCUUAUUCUUUGCUAUUUGGGCACUCCCCAGACUAUUCUCAAUUGCACUCAUUUGGUUGUGUUUGUUUUGUGCAUCUUCCAUCUCACGAAAGACACAAACUCUCUACUCAAUCAAUCAAAUGUGCUUUUUUGGGGUAUAAUUCUUUUCAAAAUUUAUUUGUUAUGAUCCUUAGGCUAAAUGCAUUUGAGUUUCUCGCAAUGUGGUGUUCUUUGACAAACAACAAUUUUUUCAUACUCAUCUAGACCCUAUUCCUCCUAGUUUUUGUGUUUUGCCAAAUUUUUCAGAUGAGAAUACAACUUCUACACCAGCUUCCGCUCGAUUUAAACCUGGUUGUGUUUACACCAGGCUUAAAUCACCUCAUCCAGCAGAGUUGACCGCUCUUUCUGCCCCCUCUGAGCAUCUAACCGUGGCUCCUGAUCAAUCCCUUGACACAUCUUAUGAUCCACCAUCUCGUUGGCAUACUUCUAGAGUCUCCAAAGCCCAAAUCGCUGCAUGCCAUUGUGUUACUGUACAACUACUACCUAAGGAAACGACAUCCGCAGUUGGAAGUCUUGGGGUUUGAGGCCUUUUGCAAAUUGGUUGUGAUUCUGAAACCGGCGUUAUUGGCGCAUAUGAAACUCAUGCAAAGAUCUGACGAUACUGAAUUGGAUGACUUGGAGAAACAGCUUUCAGUUACAGAGAGAACAAUCAUGGAAGCAUGUGAUAUAUCCACAAAAUUAGAUGCAGCAAAAGAUGUUCCAAACAUAGAGGGAUGGCCAAUAUCCAAAGUUUCAGUUCUCUUAUUUGACUACAAGAAGGAGAACUGCUUCUUGCUUUUCAGUUCCACCACCCAGGGAGUUUGGUCUGUGAUUGAAAAAGAUGUUGACAUCUCUAAUCUCAAUUCAGAAGGUCAAGUAGAGGCAAAACAGAUGAACAGAAAGAGAAGAGUCAUUAGAAAACCUUCAAAAGAAGAGUCAAGUGUCAAUGAAUCUGCUUUGCUCCAGCUUGCAUAUUUAGCUGUUGAGGAGGCAACGGGUAUUAACAAGACUGAUCUAGUGGUUUCGGAAAGCCAUGUUGUAUGUUCUCUCAGCAAAGAAAAGACAGCUGUUCACUUUUAUAUAAUGUACUGCACCCAAUCAGUCAAUGAAGCUGGAUUUCAAGUUCCUGUUAAAGAUGCUCUAGAAAGCUUGCAGGGUCCCUUGGUCAGAAAAAGCUCCAGCAGAUGGAUGGUUACACCACUGGUUGAGUACUUCCACAUGCUUCCUUAUGCUGGCAUAGUGUCAACCUGGCUUUCGAGGGAAGUGCCUUCAGGUUUGCAGGAUGCAAGGGUGGGAGGGGGAAAUUCAAACUUGAAUGGCCCUGACAGGACUGAGAACGAUUUAAGGGUGGGAGAAGGAAAUUCAAAUUUAAAUAGCCCUGACAGGGCAGAAAAACUCUGCACUCCAGAAAUCCAUAAAAGUGGAAACAGUCCUCAUAUAGAUGAUGGACUAGAAGGGAUUUUUGGCAACGAGACAAAGAGCAGUGAUACUGACUCACUUGAGGAGAAGAAUAAGAAUGUAUGGAAGAAUAAGAAUAAUGGAGAGAAAUGCAAGAAGAUUGCAGAUACCAUCCAAGUUGACAAUCAUCAAGAAAAGAUGAGUAACUUUAGGGAAAGUGAUUUAAAUGGCUCAACAAGUGACAUCAAAGCUAAGUCUCUACAGCAGCACAAGAUAGAAGAUGAAAUUGCUCAGUGUGAUAAAAAAAUCCAGAAGAUUUUAAAUGGUAGUGAAGAUGAUUUGGCCUUAAAGAUAGAACCUGUAAUAGAAGGUUGUAAUGGUGCAAACCUUAGAAGUAUUCCCAAAGAAAGAACUUACCAGCAACUUGAAGACCAACAUUCACCUCAAAACUUCGAAAGGAAAAGAUUGUCAGAGGCUGUUCUCAGUAUGCAAAAUCCAUGCCAGCCUGUGGCCCUUCCAGACGAAUUUAGUCAGUGCCUUGAGGAAAUUAAGCCUAGUGCUGCUGCCAGGGCGAAGGCAUAUGAGGACGGGAGGUAUGGGAAGAUGUCCGCGAAGCGCAACAAAGGGUCAAAUAGCAUGGAGUCUGAUGGUGCCUAUGAUUUACAGGUCCAUUGUAUGAAGUUGCUGGAAGCAAUUACACCUUCGCUGCCCCCCAAGCAGUUUAAUAAGGCCUUUGAACGAUUACUUGAUCCGUCAGUGCAGAGAUCUUUCAUAGCAAUUUCUGAUAUUCGCAGGAGUGAAUGGGCUUGGAAUUUGCCUUGAGUAGGUCUUGAUGAAGACAUCGGGAGGACUAUUCGGUUUGGUAUUUUAUGCUUAUCAGUUUGAGGGAUAAUCAUUUAUCUUUGAUUAUUUAUGUCAUUUAUGUCACUUUUAUUUAUUGAUGUUGAACAACAUUUGACUUAACAUUUUACUUGGAGUUUGGAUGACUUUGCUGUUAUUUUAUGAACAUUUAUGCAGUGGGUAAUUAAGAUGUGACAGUAAUGGUCAUUAUAAUUAGCAUAAAGUUGAAACUUUGAUUUUAUGGGCA